This is a messenger RNA of Amborella trichopoda, 4579 nucleotides long. Lineage: Eukaryota; Viridiplantae; Streptophyta; Magnoliopsida; Amborellales; Amborellaceae. The record is from RefSeq and is a predicted model, not a curated record.
CCUCAAAUGCUUAGACUGUGUUCCUCUCUCUCUCUUCUCUCGCUUCGAACUCCCCUUCAUUAGGGUUUUCCUCUCUUUCUUCAACCUGGUUCCCCUCUUGCUUUCUGUUCUAAACGAGAAUGAGGAUAGGUAGAUGAUUGAGUUAUUAGAUGCUUGAGUUAUUCACUAGGAAUCCUCUGUUGAAAAAACCCCUGUUUUUUGCAGAUACUCGUAGGGAGCUUUCCAUUAAUGGCGUUGGGGACGAACUUAAAAUGAUGGGGUUUGAGGAAACUAGGGUUUCCUUGGUCCAGCAUGCGUCCAUGGAAAACGGGGGCCUCGAUUCUCAAGAUAUGAACAGUGGAGGUGAUGGCAUGAAAGCCACUGGUUCCAGAUUAGGGUUUCUAUCAGAAGGAGCAAGCAAUGAUUCAUUACAGGGGAAUAGCAAUUGCAAUGUGAAAGAUGAAAUUAGGGUUCCAUUGAACUCAGAGUCUAAGGACGACCCUGUCAAGGAGGGCAUUAGGGUUCCUUUCGCCUCAGGGACUAUUAGCUACUCUGUGGAGGAGGAAAAUAGGGUAUCUUUGGACUCACGGGCUGACAGUUGCUCUUUGAAAGAGGAAGAAAGGGCUCAUUUAAUUUCAGAAACCCAGAGCAAGGACAAGAGGUUCAAAGUUCGGGGAUCAAAUAGCAGGAGAGAUGCUGUUAAAAAUGGGAAUUCAAAAUUAGGAUUUUCGUCUAGUGACGAGAAGUCAGAGUUGACAUCACAAGUUGGGCCUGGACACCCUUCAAGCUAUAGUUCUUUACCAGACACUACGAAGCAUUCUACUAAUCAAACUACAGUUUCUUCUGGGCCAAAUAAAUCACAGGAUGAAAGUUGUGGGCCUCCUUGCACUGACACAAAUACUGAGAAUUAUGAGCAAAGAUCAAUGGAUUCAGGAUUAGGGACUCACUCAAAAGGAGAGGAAACAAAUUUAGGGUCUCCAUCAGUUGAUUAUUCAGAUCCAGGAGGUGACACGUUAAAAGUGGAUUUCUCAACACAAGUUGGUUUUGGGGGUUUGUCAUAUCAACAUUCCUCAUCGAAUAUUGAUAGCUACAUCGCUGAUGACAACUUUAGGGUUCCCAUUUCCAUAAACGACUCAGAAAAGUAUUCAUUGAAGAGGUUCAAGUUGGGGGACAUGGUCUGGGGAAAGGUGAAAUCUCAUCCGUGGUGGCCUGGCCACAUAUAUAACGAAGCUUUUGCCUCAGUUUCAGUGAAGAGAAACAGAAGAGAGGGUUAUGCUUUGGUGGCAUUUUUCGGGGAUAGCAGUUAUGGGUGGUUUGAUGAAAUGGAGUUGAUACCAUUCGAGCCCAAUUAUGCUGAAAAGUCUCAUCAAACUUCCUCCCGAGCUUUUAUGAAGGCAGUCGAGGAGGCCGUCGAUGAAGUCGGCAGGAGGAGGGCCUUGGGAUUGGCUUGUCGGUGUCGGAGACCCAAUAAUUUUAGGCCUACGAGUGUAGAAGGGUACUUUGCAGUUGAUGUGGAAGAUUAUGAAGUUGGGGGUGUUUACUCAACGAAGCAGAUUAAAGAUUCGAGAGAUAGUUUUCAACCCAUGGAAUUUAUUUCUUUUGUUCGGAGCAUGGGAGUGAUGCCUCGAAGCAGUGAGCAUAAGACUCUUGAGGGUAUUAAGAACAUGACUACCGUUCUUGCUUAUAGGAAGGCCGUGUUCGAGGAGUUUGAUGACACUUAUGCACAGGCGUUUGGGAUGCAGCCUGUUCGUCCAUCUGCAACUGAUCCAUCGAAGCAUGCAGAAAUUGCUCCUCGAGCCCCCCUCAGUGGGCCUCUGGUGAUUGCAGAAGCCUUAGGCGAGAAAAAGAGUUCCUCGAAGUUGGCAAAAUCAAAGGACUUGUUAAAGAAAGACAAAUACCUCUUCAAGAGAAGGGAUGAGCCCAAUGAGCACCCAUCCAUUACAAGCAAGGAGUCCCAAGCACGCCAGGCCAAGCUGGAGCAUGCAUUUGACUUUGAAGAGGAUGAGAGCUAUGCCCCUGCAGCCAGUAAUUACAUCUUCCAAAAACGAAAUCCACCUAAUGAUACAAAAGCUGAAUACAAAGAGCCUCGUGAUCAAGAUGCUAGACCAUCGAGCCGAGAAGUAACACCUGAGCCCAAAACUAUGUCAAUUGCCAAAGAAACAGGGAAGGUGCAGUCUGUUUCAGACAAGGGGAAAGGCGUUGCCCAUUCUGAUUCUAUUGGCGAAGCCGAUCAAGCACCUCACAGUCAGGAUGGCCCUCUUACGGCCAUGGAAAGCAUUGCUCGCUUGCCUGAGAAUCAUUCGUCUGUUCCUGUAAAUAACAUGACAGAAAAAAGUGUCUUUCCAGAGAUGAACAAGCUCAAUGGGACUAGCUCAAGGGUAUCAUUCGCUGAACCUACUCUUUCUUUGAGAUCAGAAGUGUCUGAAAGUUCAGAUUCCAGCAGAGCUGGGAAUUUUUCCGGCAACUCAGUGGCUGAAAUUUUCAGGCUGGAAGAUAAGAAAGCAGAGGCAGUGGGUCCUAAAACUUCUCAAAUAUCAACCAGUGGGGCCCAGUCCAAGGGCCCUUCAAAGCUAUACAAGAAAAUAUCAGGACAAUCGGAUGUCUCUCUAGCUGUUAAGAAAGUGAAAGGCCUUAAAAGGGUGGCUUCUGAUAUGGAGGGUGGUGAAAUGAAGAAGAAGAAAAAGAAGGUGAAGGAUUCAGAUGCGAAAGCUUCACAUGAAGUUCCAAGAGUACGCAAAGAAGGGGAGGCGGUGUUGAAAAAACCAGUGAUACAAGGUGUGGCCCUGAGUUCAACCCCAUCUGAUGGUGGGCCUGCCAUCGAGCUAAUGCUGUCUCAGCUGUUGGAGGACCUCAUGUGCCUUACCCUAGACCCUUUUCAUGGCAGAGAGAGGAACUGUGCAACCAAUGUCCGGAAAGUCUUCUUGAAAUUCCGUUCACUUGUUUAUCAAAAGAGCCUAAAUCCAGUUGGAACCGAACCAGAAUUGCCUGACCCUCAUCCUCCUAAACUUGCUGGAAAUAGGGCAUCUUUUCCGGAAUCCAGUGAGCCUGAAACCCUAAAACGGGCGAAAGCGUUGAAAACCGUUGAUAAAUCUGGCAAUGAUUUAGCCAAACCUAGUCGAAAACGAAGUAUUUCUGACCAAGGUCAGAAUGCCAACAGUGAUGCAGCAAGGAGAAUGAAGAAACUAAAGGAGUUGAAGUCGAUAGUUCAGGCAAAGCAGUCUGGUCAAAAGUUGCCGGACUCCACCCAGAAGGCAGCGGAAUCCAGCCAGAAGAUGCCAGAUUCCAGCGACCGAAAAUUGGAGUCUGGGAAGGCUCCUGCAAUCCUGGUGGAGCCCACGGUGCUGAGCAUGAAGUUUCCGGAAGGUCGGGGGCUGCCCUCAGAGCCUCAAUUAAGGGCAACCCUUGCUCGAUUUGGGCCUCUUGAUCUUUCGGGGACGAGGUUUUUUCGGCGGUCGGGGAUUUGUCGAGUGGUUUUUCGAUACAAGAAGAGUGCUCAAGCGGCUUACAACUCGGCUAUGAGGAGCUCGUUUUUUGGACCAGGUGUUAAUUAUAUGCUCAAAGAGGUUCAGAACAAGCCCCAACAGGCAACCGAACCACAGGAGAACUUGGCUGACUCUGGCAAGCCUGGUUUUUCCAGUGAAAGGCAGGCUGUGAAGCUGAAGUCAAUCUUAAAAAAGCCAGCGGCUGAGGAGGCACCAGGUGGCACCCCGAGAGAGGGCCCACGUGUAAAGUUCCUAUUAGCUGCUGAAGAGAGUAGGGGUAAACACUCUAGCAGUGCUGGUGCAAUUAGUGAUGCGGAUGUUAAUAACAACUUUAAACCUGGUUUUGGUUCUUCUAGUUCCAGUCCAAUUGCAUCUAGUUCUGGUUCUGGUUCUGGUUCUAGUUCUGUGGGUUCUGGUCUUCUUCCUCUUCCUGUUAAUGUUUCAUCGUUUGAUGAGAGUGUUGGAAUGAGUUAUGUUGGCAAAGGUUAUGCGCAAUAUCCACAACAGCAACAUGCGGGGUUUCGAUAUAACGAGGGGAGAGAUGCAAAAAUGGGAUCGGAGGGAGAGGAGAGAGAGAGCAGGGGAGGAGUGGAUAUAUCUAGGCAGAUGCUGAAUUUGCUCAUGAGAUGUAGUGAUAUAGUGAGUGAUGUUAAGUGCGCGUUAGGUUAUGUACCAUACCAUCCGCUAUAACCCAUCUUUGCAGUAAUGGUGGUGAGAUUGGGUGCUCUGCUCGUCCUGGAAGCUCCUAUUAAAUCGAGGGGGAUCUUGCGGCAGAAGCGGGCUCCGAUUCAAUGGGGGGUGGGGGGCCCACACUGCAGGAAUGGUAGAGGCGGAAAUUGUAUUACAUUUGCUGAUGGUGGGAGGGCACGGUUUCGGUAUCAUAAAUUACAUUGAAUGUUCACUAGUAAAAUUUUUACUGUCAUGCUGGUGUGGAAGCAAAAAAGCAAAUGAUUACUGUCCCUCUUCUUACUGGGAUAAUCUCUCUCUCGAUGUUUUGAUCUCUGCCUCUCUCUCUCUCUCUCUCUCUCUAUUUUUAGGUAAUAGGAAAGUUUUUAGUACUGUGGUGUAUUAAACAAUGAGUAAUACUUAAAAUGAAGAGCUGUGUUUAUCACCAAGAA